This is a messenger RNA of Rhodofomes roseus, 1696 nucleotides long. Its product is annotated as S-adenosylmethionine decarboxylase. The record is from RefSeq and is a predicted model, not a curated record. The coding region runs from base 175 to 1560 and encodes 461 amino acids. Gene Ontology annotation, cellular component: cytosol. Gene Ontology annotation, biological process: spermine biosynthetic process; spermidine biosynthetic process. The transcript has 2 exons. Gene Ontology annotation, molecular function: adenosylmethionine decarboxylase activity. Lineage: Eukaryota; Fungi; Basidiomycota; Agaricomycetes; Polyporales; Fomitopsidaceae.
GUAAGGAUGCGCGUCAUGGCGGCGGCGGGCGGCAACGCGGGUGAUCGGGCAUCGAUCGUGCUGCAGAUUUUGAGCUCUGUGCGCGCCCGCCACCCUCAUCGCCGUUUCAUGCAUCCCUCCGCCGCCGCCCCCACAUUCCGUCUCUCCAUCCCCAGAUAGCACCCGCUCGUCUGAAUGGCAGCAUGCCCUGACGACCCGCCCACCGGCCCCUUCGAGGGUCCAGAGAAGCUCCUCGAGAUCUGGUUCAAGCCGUCCCCCGCAGACGUCCCCGACGCCGCCUCCGCAACCGACGGCAAGUUCGGCCUCAGGAAGGUCCCGAGGGAGGUCUGGGCGGACAUGCUCGACAUCGUCCAGUGCAAGAUCCUGUCCGUCGCGGAGGGCAUGGAGGUGGACGCCUAUCUCCUCAGUGAAUCGUCUCUCUUCGUGUCUCCCCAUCGUCUCAUCCUCAAAACAUGCGGCACGACCCUCAACCUUCUGGGGGUCCCGCGCAUACUAGAGAUUGCUCGCGACCAUGCCUCGCUGCCAACCGUCUAUCGCUUGUUCUACUCUCGCAAGGCUUUCAUGUUCCCGGAGCGGCAGAUGGGACCUCACAGGGACUGGCGUGCGGAGAUUGACUACCUCGACAACAUCUUUCCCAACGGUGCGGCGUACACUAUUGGGAAGGUGAACGGUGACCAUUGGCUGCUCUACAUGACCGCUCCCGGAGAAGACGGCCUCAACGGGAACACAAGACCAAACACUCCCCUGCAGCAUCCACUGAACGGCGCUACCUCCGACGAGCAAGCCAACAGCGUCGAUGCGGACGACGCAGCCCCAGAGCAAACGUCUUCGACGGACGACGAGAUCUCACAAGACUACACCAUUGAGAUUCUCAUGACCCACCUUUCUCCGACCGCCUGCGCGCCCUUCAUGACCAGCCCCAAUGCCUCCCCAGAGUCUGACAUCUCUCCCUCUGCUCAAGCGAUGUCCCUCUCCUCCUCCCUUGGCAUCUCCGAACUCUUCCCACCACACGUAACGACCCUCGAUGCCUACUCCUUCACGCCCUGCGGCUACUCUUGCAACGCCCUGCUCAAAUGGCGCGAGGACGCCGGGACGGACCCCACCAAGCCCGGCGAGGGCUACUACACCAUCCACGUCACACCCGAGUCCGGCUGGUCCUACGCCUCCUUCGAGUGCAACGUGCCGCUGCCCUCCGCGCCCUCGGGCGACACGCACGCGCCGGACGGCAAGAAGCGCAUCCCCGACCUCCGCACGCUCAUCCGCCGCGUCGUGAACAUCUUCCAGCCCGGGCGGCUCACGCUCACGCUCUUCAUCUCGGGCGAGGACAACAGCAACGCGGAGGAGGAGGACGGCGAGAGCGCCGUGGAGGCCGCGCAGCGCGCGUUCAAGGCCGCGCUGACGCUCCCGUGCGCGCGCGCCGCGAGGGGCAGCACCGCCCAGGGGACCGCGAGCGCGGAGGCGCCCUCGGGGUUCAGCGGGACGUACAGGCGCACGGACAAGAUCAACUACGAAUUCGGCGGGUACGACCUCGCGUUCGCGACUUUCGAGCUUCGCCAGUGAGAAGCAGGCCCCCACGACCCAUCCCCAGCUCUCCGCCCGUCUUCACGCCUCUCAAAAGUACCAUCUAUGUAUAUCACCUACACGACCGUGUGUAACUUAUGUUAUGUUCGCUGUAUCAAUCAUUCUGUAGCGCCAG